GUGGCAGUCAAUGCAACAACGUUUGAGUGUAAUCGCACGGUUGGAUUCAUUCUGCAGCCGAGUGAGUCCAGGAUUCAGCUGAGGCUUAAUUGUCAAGAAAGAAAUACUAAAUGUGGCCAAGGGAAGGAGCCAUUAGCUGGUGAUGAUUGUCGACAGUGUCCAUUCGGCUUUUUUAAGAGUGACAACUCGGACUAUGGCAUGUGUAGAGCAUGGAGAAACUGCUCUCUGCUGGGUCUGGUGGAGGGCAGGGCAGGCAGCCACAUCAGGGAUGUCACCUGCACAGAAGUGGCCGAGGCUUCAACAACUGUAGCUCCACCCCUACCUACCAGACCAUCUACGAGGCCAUCUACAAGACCAUCUACCAGACCAUCGACAGGACAAUCAACAAGAACCCCCACAAGUAAUCCUACUGUACCCCCUUCCAUACAGUCAAAUGGCACCACUACUGAACCCCCUACUGCUGAACCCCCUACUACUGGUGAAGUUCCGCCCUGGGUUGUACCUACAGUUUCUCUUGCUGUAUCGCUCCCCUUGAUCGGACUCAUUAUUUGUUUUCUGUGGAAAAGGUGUCAGCCUCUGAGAAACUGUUUACGUAAAGGAAAUGAAAUGGAUGUACCUCUACAAAUGGAAAUGGAACCUUUAACACCAGGCAGCCCAAACACCCCAAAUGGGAGUCAAUCUGGUCAUCAAUCCAACAUUACAGAGUGUACUUAUGUAACACCCAGUCAGCUUGAGUCUAGCUCAUCCGCCCCAGAUCAACCUCCGCUUACCGACUCAUCAUCUCGGACACCAUAUACUAAUGGGUCAGUGUCGUCAGUGCCCUACAACCAGGUUGAACAUUCGAGUGCAGGGCCUCAUGAUGCUGGGCUUGGGUCUGACUCAGAUAUGUCCAGUUAUCCAAGUGGGCAGUCAUCCUUGACUGGUCUGAAGCAGGUUAUGGUCCCUACAGAGCAUGCGACAAACAGAAAGCAGGUGGCACCAGUGGUGGAGGAGACUAGCUGUAAACAAGCAGGUGCUGAGGGUGUUGACACCAGGGCUGAUGCUAACAAGCAGACGGUGCCGAAGGUGGCAUUCACUGAUGCAGGUUCACCAGGUAGGGGGCAGGGUGUUCCUGCCCAUCCAAGACAUGAUCUGAAACUGAUCUUACCCCGCCCCACUGACAGCACUGAGAAGAAGAGGCCCGUGGGUAGGGUGACACCCAUGGUGACACCAGGUCCAGAUCGACCAUUUCAUUUUCCACGGACACCUGAUGAAAACAGUGACAAUAGCAGCUCCAAUGUCAGUCACUUUCCUAGCCCCACCAGGAACAUUCAGCCUCCAUUACAGCGUGGAAACAGUUCAGGGGGGACAACCCAACAAGCAGUGGUGCCUCCGCUUGUUAAUGUGCAGCCCGAUAGGGCGAUGGAUCCUGCAGAUGAGCAGCUCCGAGAAGCAACUCAGAGAAGAUAACCGAUGUACAGGGAAGAGCCGACCACUAACCAACACUCUGUUCUGGAGACUGACCACAGUGGAGGUUAGGCCAUUUUAUCAGACAGCAUUACAAAUCCUGUGGAAAGAGGAACUUGUACCGUCUAUGAAGCUGUGCUUAGACAUGGACGUUAAACUAAUUGACUGACUAUGGCUUUUUGUGAACUCUGUGAUCUUCAUCUUAAAAUGGAUUUUUUGUCUUUGGGAAUAUUUGAUAUUUUCCAGGCAAUAAGAUAAACAGUGGUUAUGAAUUUGGACCAUCUGAAUAAUGUUGGAUACAUGGCCAAAGCAAAGAAGACUAUUUCGGUUAUUUUGUUGAACUUGGCAACAACAAGGCAAUAUUCAACAUGUCCAUUGAAUCACAAGGACUUAAAUGGCCAUUUAAUUCAAGGAAUAGCUUCCAACAUCGUCACUGUUAUUCAAAGUGGAUUUCAAGAGUCUGGAUAUGAGAUUUGUGAAUUCCGAUCUGUCAUCAUUGUGAUGACAUUUAUUGUUGU
Molecule: messenger RNA, 1964 nt
Organism: Haliotis rubra (blacklip abalone)
Lineage: Eukaryota; Metazoa; Mollusca; Gastropoda; Lepetellida; Haliotidae
Product: mucin-5AC-like
Exons: 7
Coding region: 199-1449 (416 amino acids)
Source: RefSeq, a predicted model, not a curated record